Molecule: messenger RNA, 1554 nt
Organism: Penicillium diatomitis
Lineage: Eukaryota; Fungi; Ascomycota; Eurotiomycetes; Eurotiales; Aspergillaceae
Product: aldehyde dehydrogenase family protein
Exons: 3
Coding region: 1-1554 (517 amino acids)
Molecular function (GO): aldehyde dehydrogenase (NAD+) activity
Source: RefSeq, a predicted model, not a curated record
AUGACUAUCACUCAACAGCCCAGGAUCAAGUCUUUCGAGACUCGGCUCUUCAUUAACGGAGAGUUCAAAGAUGCGUCUGAUGGCGGAAAGUUCGACCUCGCCUCGCCCGCCACAGGAGAGAAGUUUGCCCAAGGUGAGUCUUCCAUCUUCUUUCACAAGCAAUUGAAAAUUCCGGUAUCAAGCCAGGACCAAACUCUGAUUCCCUCAUUCUCCCCUCCAGUCGCCGAAGCCAGCGUAGACGAUGCGAACGCGGCCGUGGCAGCAGCCAAAGCUGCCUUUCCAGCCUGGUCUGCCCUGUCCCCCGCUACGAGGGGCUCGUAUUUGAAGAAGCUGGCUGGUCUGAUCCUUGAAUCGCACGCCGAGCUGGCUGAACUUGAGGCCAUGUCGAUGGGUCGCCCCGUCUCCCACUACGUCGAAUCCUAUGCCUCUGCACAGUCUUUGAACCAUUUUGCCGAACUCGGCUGUCAAGUCCUCGGCACAACGAGCUUGAACACCCCUGGCUUUGUCAACAUGACCUUGCGACAGCCGUACGGCGUUGUCGGUGCAAUAAUUCCGUGGAAUGUGCCGGUGUACUUUCUGAUCAGCAAGUCCGCCCCGGCUUUGAUGGCAGGAAACACGGUGGUGGUGAAAAGUAGUGAAAAGGCCCCAUUGACGUCCGCCAAAGUUGCCACUCUCGUUCAAAAGGCUGGCUUCCCCCCUGGAGUGUUCAAUAUCAUCUCUGGUCAUGGUCACAUCUCCGGAAAUGUUUUGUCGCACCACAUGGAUGUCCGAGCCAUCAGUUUCACUGGAUCAGGACGAACCGGCCGUCUCAUCCAAGAAGCAUCCGCCAAGUCCAACUUGAAGAAUGUGAUCCUUGAACUUGGCGGAAAGUCACCAGCGAUCAUCUUUCCCGACGCCAAUCUCGAAAAAGCAGUUGAAGAUACCAAGCGUGGCAUCCAGUUCAACAGUGGCCAGGUCUGCAUGGCCAAUUCGCGUAUCUACGUCCAUGAUUCCAUUGCUUCUGAGUUCAUUGAGAUGUUCAAGAAGACUUUCUCCCAGGUCAAGAGCGGUGAUCCGCUACUUCCAGAGACCAACCAUGGUCCCCAAGCCGACGCAAUCCAGUACAAGCAAGUGCAGUCGUACAUCGAAGAAGGCAAAAAGGUUGGUAAGAUGAUUUUGGGAUCAGAGCCAUCUGAGCAUAGCAAUGGGUAUUUCAUUCAACCUACGGUCUUUGUCGAGACUCCAGAAGAUUCAAAAGUGAUGAAGGAAGAAAUCUUCGGUCCCGUCGUGAACAUCAACACCUUCACAGACGAGGAUGACGUUGUCGCGAGGGCGAACGACACCGAGUAUGGACUCUACGCCUCAGUGUAUACCAAGGAUGUGAACCGUGCCUUGCGUAUGGCCAAAAAAUUGGAAUCUGGAAUGGUUGGAGUCAAUUGCACCAGUCCGACCAGCGCACAAGAUAUGCCAUUCGGAGGUUACAAGGCCAGCGGUACAGGACGAGAAGGGUGGACCGUAAGCAUUGAGAAUUAUCUUGAGGUGAAAAGCGUGUUCAUCAAGAUCGAUGACGAAUAA